AUGGAGUGGUCGAUUUUUAAAGAUGAUACUUUAAAUAAUUCAAUUCUUUUUGUUUUAUCUAAAUCACCUUGGAAAGAAAUUGGCAUUGAAAUAGAAAAUAAUAAAAAGAGUAUGCCAUUAGAUUUUGAAAGACCACCACUACCUUUGCUUAAAUCCAAAUUACCAGAAAG
Molecule: messenger RNA, 170 nt
Organism: Funneliformis geosporum
Lineage: Eukaryota; Fungi; Glomeromycota; Glomeromycetes; Glomerales; Glomeraceae
Source: the annotation of a GenBank genome assembly